AUGCCAGCAUGUGAUGCAACCGACACGCUCGUGGAUAAAACCCCCAUGUAUCGCGUCGGUGCCAACGUAGUCAAGAAGCUACGUGCUGUCACUGUAAACGCAAAACCCAAAGCGAUCACGAUUUGGCCGCAGAUAAGAAAUGUCGGUGUUGAGGAGAAGAAAAUGAAGAGAGAUCCCAAGACAACCACAACUCCACUGACUACAGUGAUACGCUUGUCAACCUGUGCCGAGUGCACUCUUCUCCGCCUGAGAUAUCGUGAGAUGCUAGGAAUGAUAGCGAAAAGCACAAGCAUAUUAGCUCCGGCUCUUAAUGCAAUGAGAUAA
Penicillium mononematosum is the source of this 324-nucleotide messenger RNA. RefSeq lists its product as uncharacterized. NCBI's taxonomy places the organism in Eukaryota, Fungi, Ascomycota, Eurotiomycetes, Eurotiales, Aspergillaceae. The record is from RefSeq and is a predicted model, not a curated record. The coding region runs from base 1 to 324 and encodes 107 amino acids. The transcript has a single exon.